AUGCCUUGGAAACUCUUCCGCAAAGAUCUUUCCGACGUAUGCCUCCGAGGGAGAUUUCCCCGUCUAAGCCACCUCAGGCUCGGUGACGAAGACAGUACCAUCGCCUUUACCUACAGCUUCCAGCCCAGCAUGCACAUUGAAUUUAUGGUCUCCAUUCUUGAUGCCACCGAAUACCCCGAUAAUCACAGUUACUUUGCGUUCGCUGUCACGGACAAUAUCCCCCCGGCUGUUUCCGCCAUUCUGGAGACAGUACAAUGCAAGUUCAAUGGUUGCUCUCUAGAGACAUUCCUAGAAGGCUUCUGUAAUUACCUUGACCAAGCUGCCCUCGGGAGAGAACCGCGGGCAAGUUCUCCUAUAGAUGACGACUUCGAUGCCAUCUCAGAUGGUGAAGAUAUGGACUGGGACGAGUACCCCGAUGCCCCACAGAUGGACCAUUCCGUGGAUAUGAAGCAACUGCGAACUGAUCUUCGAGCAGCUAAAAGCGCAGGAUUCAAAGUUGGCUAUCUUGGUGACCUGGAGGGCUCGUUCAUUGUGUCUAUUUCCUGCCGCAUUGCUAGCCUAGGCAUUUCACAGGAUGCCAUGCAAAUGUGGGAUGUCUGUCCCACACACUUUAUAGUGCUGCUUCUUUAUUACCCAAGGGGGUAUCGGAGACUAGACCACAUUGUAUCCCAGUCCCAGACAGCUCCUUCGCCAGUCAGGAUGUAUGUCGGUUUUUGCGAUAGGUACAAGCCCACGGCGGUGUCUAUCCCAGAGACGCACCAGGAAUUCUCAGGCCUCGGUGUAUCAAGCUCAACUCCCAAAUCUGCUUUAAAAUCCUCGUUCAUCACCGACCCGUUAGAGACCCUUCUCAACGAUCGCUUCCUCAGUAUUGUACAAGAUCGACUCAGACACGGUUUCUCAUGGACCGGGGCAGAAAUUUUCUACAAUGACGCUCAGGGUAAGAAGCUAGAUACCAAAGAUUCUAAGCUUCCCAAAUACUUUGUUCCAGAGGAAUGGGCCAAGUUCACACCCGGCUUCGUUAAAGCAGACGAUCUGUCACAGCAUACAGCACAUCAGCUGUCCCUUCCUCUCAUUGCCAUGCAGUAUACUCUGCGACGUUUUGUUAAGUGCACGGAAUUCUGUCUGAACUGCCAUUGCAAAAUAGACGCCGGUUUUGAGGCUCUAAAGCCUUAUGUUUGUUCCAGUCCGUUAUGCCUCUAUCAAUAUAUGCAACUUGGGAUGGGUCCCAAGCUAGAAUGGGAGAUAGUCACACAGCCGUAUGUGGUAGACAUGCUCGUUAGCUUUGCUUAUGCUCGGGCUGCACAAGGGCAACUGACUGACCUUCCCUCUGGACUCGGCAUGAAGGUUGCCUCUACUGGAUCAACUCUGCCAUCAUGGACCGCGAGGCUGGAUGCUGCCAAGAUGACACUAUUAGCCCAAAAGCCUCAUAAUCUCAAAGUUGGUGAAUGGAUUCUAAUAAAGCUAGCCAAUGCGUCUGAUCUACCAUCGACUGUUUCAUCGCUCUGCAGUACUGUGCUCCAAGUGCAUGACCAGUCGCUUGUCGAGAUCUCGCAGCCUAUCUCUGUAGGCUAUUGGACUGACACACAAGACUCGCUUUCUGACGGGCUAGACGUGCAAGUUGUACCCUUCCGUGUUGACUUUGAUAGUUUAGCUGGCGAUUUGAAACAGAAAGCAGUCAUGCUACUCCUCGACACAUUACCCGAUGUCUUUUCGAUGAAAAAUUUCAUCGAGAGCAGUGCGCCUGAGUACAAAGCGCUCGCCUCAUGGCAUGGCACAAUCUGCCCAUCAGCUCUAUAUGUACUACGAUGGAUUCUUGCUUCAAAUAGAUCGUGCAUCGUACACGACGAUAAUCCUGAACACCAGGUGACAGGAAUGCACAACUACAUGCAGUUCAGGCUAGCGCAGGGGUCUCCAGACAAAGAAGCUCGGUUCGUCCAGGAACUCAAUAACAGCUCAAAUAUGGAGUUCCCCACGCUUUUUGCUUGGCACGGAAGCCCAGUUUAUAAUUGGCACAGCAUACUGAGAGAAGGUCUAAACUUUGCUCAACAGCUGAAUGGCCGUGCUUAUGGAGAUGGUGUUUAUAUGGCGAAAGAUCUUGAGGUUUCUCGCAUAUACUGCUCUCGUGGUAGUAUGUCUGGAGCCAAGUGGUCACGAAGCAAGUUAGACAUCACUUCUGCUAUCUCGCUGAAUGAAGUUGUCAAUUCACCGACAAAAUUCAAACUGACCAAGCCCUAUUAUGUUGUUACUCAACUAGACUGGAUUCAGUCGCGGUACCUGUUUAUCUCAGGGGGUGGUAUCAAAGCUCAAGAAGAAAACAAGAACAAACCUUCAAAGGUUUACAAACAGCAUCCGGAUUGGACGGCACGUGGCCCUGGUAAUGAGCCUGUUUCCAUUCCUAUAUCGGCCCUUGGCACUCGGCAGAGCAAGAGCCACAAGAACAAAGACGAUUCGAAUGGGCAAGCCACAGGUCAUAGACAAAAGAAAAGGAAGGCAUCUGCAAAGGGGGUACCUGGUCCGUCUGAGAGCUCAUCGACAACUGAUCCCAACGACGAUACGGAGUUUGAGGAUCUUCGCUUACUUGAUUCGGACUCGGAUGGCGAUGUCAUUGGAAAAUCAAGACGUGUCGAUGCAUCAAAGUCCAGUCAUAAUCUGAGACGCGGGUCUAAAACCGACUUCCAGCCCGGCACAUUGCAAGCUCAUUCCUUCAAGCUCCUCGGACCACCAAGCUACGCGACCACAACCGCGACAAAGUCACUACAGCGUCAUCUCAAGGCAACAUUACGCAUCCAGGACCGAGAGCCUCUACAUGAGAUCGGUUGGUAUGUCGACCCCACACUUAUCAACAACGUGUAUCAGUGGAUUGUCGAGUUCCACAGCUUCGAUCCCUCUCUUCCUUUGGCACAGGAUCUCAAGCAGAAAGGUCUCACGAGCGUUGUUAUGGAAAUGCGCUUUCCACCGCAGUUUCCGAUGUCUCCGCCUUUUAUCCGCGUCGUUCGACCCCGAUUUAUGUCCUUCCAACAACGCGGUGGUGGCCAUGUGACCGCUGGUGGCGCCAUGUGCAUGGAGCUACUCACAAGCUCAGGCUGGCUUCCGACGAGCUCCAUAGACAGUGUGUUUCUACAGGUACGUAUGGCACUCUGUUCAACAGAGCCUUGGCCUGCACGCAUUGAACGCGAUGGCGAUUACCCGUUCAGUGAAGCUGUGAGUGCCUACAGGCGAGCUUGUCAAGCACAUGGUUGGAAGGUGCCUGAUGAUUUUAAUCGCAUCGAGGCGGCAUGA
Messenger RNA from Aspergillus welwitschiae, 3279 nucleotides. RefSeq names its product putative ubiquitin conjugating enzyme. The record is from RefSeq and is a predicted model, not a curated record. Bases 1 to 3279 code for a protein of 1092 amino acids. Gene Ontology annotation, molecular function: NAD+ poly-ADP-ribosyltransferase activity. Lineage: Eukaryota; Fungi; Ascomycota; Eurotiomycetes; Eurotiales; Aspergillaceae. The transcript has 2 exons.